This is a messenger RNA of Vairimorpha ceranae, 1155 nucleotides long. RefSeq lists its product as hypothetical. Bases 1 to 1155 code for a protein of 384 amino acids. The record is from RefSeq and is a predicted model, not a curated record. The transcript has a single exon. NCBI's taxonomy places the organism in Eukaryota, Fungi, Microsporidia, Nosematidae.
AUGCCCAUGAACAAAUCUAAUCUAUUAUUCUGGAUGACUUGUAUUUAUUCAUUACAAAUAAAUACACUUUAUUCAAGCACAUAUAAAAUGUAUGAAAUUGACUUACAAAGUACUUUACCAGAAAAUUAUGACUUUUAUAUAAAAAAUUAUUAUUCAUCUAACGAUAAUAUUUUAAUUAUAACAGAAGUCAAAUCGCCGCAAUUUAAUAUUUAUGGUUUUCUUUGUAUUCAUUCUAAUCGAACAUCCAAUACCUACACUAAAAAAUUAUAUUGCUUUUCAAAAGAUUUUACAAACAUCAAUAAGAUAUUUUACAAAUUUGAUUUUACUAUGGCCUUAAGACGAAAAAAUAUUCUUAACAUACAAAUUCCUUCUAUGUUGUUCAAUAAUGCAAUAAAACUUCGGUAUGGUGUUGAAAUCACAAAAAUUACUGAAAAUGUUAGCGAUAUAGGUUUGAAAAUGCAAAAUGAUUUUAUAGAAUUUGUAUUCUUAAAUAAGCUUAAAACAAUUUUGUCGUGUCGUCAACUUCUUGAAGAAUUAACAAACAAACCUGUAUCAAGAAUUAUGCAUUCUUUAGAAAACGAAGAUUAUAUUUUAGCGUUUUUUGAUAGGGACUAUUGUAAAAUUAUUAGUUUUUUAAAAAAACUUAUUUUGUUACUACAAGAAGAUAAUGAAUUGUUAAAAUCUAAGUUAUCUAUAUUCCUUACAAAUUUUAUGAAAAAUAAUUUAAAUAAGUUUUGGGAAGAUGAAUUUAUGCUCUUUAAUAAGGACUUUGAUAUUUUCAAAAAUUAUAAUUUAUCGAAUUGCUUUUUUACCGAUUUAAUUAACUUAUUUUGCUUAAUUGAGAAUCCAAAUCACAAAUUUAAACUUUAUGAUUACGAUCGAUACAUCGGAUCACUUUUUGGUUAUUCUUAUGUUGCUGUUUUGAUUUACUUUCAAGAAGAUAUUGAUGAAAAAAAUUUAAAGUGCUUUGCCUACGACAAGAAAAAUAAUGAAUUGAAAUACAAAUUAUUAAUUGAUUCAAAAAAAAGACUUAUUUUUUUUAUGUUUGAAUUACAUUAUCUGAAAGAAUCUAAUAUUACACAAAUAGAUUGCUUAGUUCAGACACCCAAUAAACAUUAUGAAUCAUGUAAUAUUGAUUUGAUUGAGUACUUUUAA